AUGACAGUUUAUCUGUAUGGACGGCAGCUGAGACGUCCUCUUCUAUCAACAUGUUCACGUUUUUGCCCCGUCCGCAAUGCCUCCAGAUCUCGCGUUUUGGCCCGCGGUUUUGUCCCUCUGCAGCACAAUCGCGGGGCAACGACAAAAACUUCUUCCAAACUUAAUGAUCUUCGUCAAGGAUGUUUAAAGAAAUCUCUGGAACCAUACCCGUCGGUUGUCAAUGAUGCGCCUCAGUAUCCAACGGUGAUUCAAGGAGCCAAAAACAACAUGCUAAAAUUUAAAAACUGUGUACUGCUGACAAGGGUGGGCAACUUUUACGAGCUCUAUUUCGAACAAGCCGAAGAAUACGCUAAACUGCUGAACUUGAAAUUGGCACAGAAGAAGACAAACGCUGGUGUCGUUCCAAUGGCAGGCUUCCCGUAUUUCCAACUGGAACGUUUUCUAAAAAUCCUGGUUCAGGACUUAAACAAGUAUGUGGCUAUUAGCGAGGAAUAUCGCAACAGUGAAGUUGAAAAAGCCAAAUCGGGGGGUCUACAAUAUGACCGUAAAGUUGCUCGAAUUGUUACACCCGGGACAUUGAUUGACGAGAAGUUUAUGGAUCCUUUUGAGAACAACUUUCUCCUGUCAGUGUAUAUGGCCCAUACCCUCCCAGAGGAGACGGAAAUACUAUCGCCUGGACAGCAUCCUUAUAUCUCGGGGUCUCGAUCUAUCGGUAUGUCCUGGCUAGACUUGUCAACAGGGGUUUUUUUUACCCAGAGUACGACAGCACAAAUGCUACCAUCUGCCAUUACCAGAAUUAAUGCCCGGGAGAUAGUUAUCGACGUUCAGGUCGAUGAUAAAUUCAAACAAGAGCUUCAAGCAAUUGUUGGGCAAGACCAGAAACACCUUAUAACGUCGUUUAAAUGUCAGGACCAGACGAAGAUGCUGUCCGAUUGGAGUUCGGUCUUUGAAUCCCCAAUAACCCCUGAUGCAGCUAGCAUGUUUACUACAGAGGAAAUAGCUUCAUGUAACAUGUUGCUGGAAUAUGUCCACUUUCAGAUCCGGGGAAUGAAUAUGAAACUCCAGGCGCCACGCCGCAGGCAUCUUGACCAAUCUAUGACUAUUGACCGUAGUAGCCUAAAGGGGCUGGAGAUUUUAGAAACCGCUCGAGAUGGUCUUGGGAAAGGAAGCCUUCUCCACGCUGUGCGUCGAACGUCAACUAAAAGUGGAGCACGACUGCUUAGAGAUAGAUUGACGUCGCCUUCUGCUUCACUACAUAUUAUAAACGAGCGCCUUGAUUUGGUAUCCAAGUUCCUUGCAGAUGAAGACCUACGACAAAAUAUAACACUUCUCCUUAAACGUAGCUACGACUCUCAACGAUUGGUUCAGAAGUUUUCAUUAGGAAGAGGCGACGCCGACGAUCUCAUAUGCCUCUCAAAGACAAUUCAAGCGUCGCGAGAUAUAAAAGAUGUUCUGCUACAGAAUAUCGAAGGUUCUGAUCAACCUUCUGACCAAGAAGCCAAUCCUGAUGUGACUCGUGGUUUACGUUCCAUGCUUGAUCGUCUGAACCUCAAUGGCCUCGAAGCACUUUCAAAGCGAAUACUCGGUGCAAUUGAUGAAGAGGGGCUCCUUCAAAAGCAGCGGAUUGAGGAUGACGCGGCCGCCGAAGCUGCGGCCCUAGCUCAACAAGUUAUUUUGAAUGAAGGAUCCCCAGAAGAUCUAGAAGCUAUGCCCAAGAAAAUCCAAGAUCAGUAUGGUGCCAAGCAAAAGGAGUCGAACGGGGUUGAACAGUCAGAUGGAGACGCAUGGAUCAUACGCCGCGAUGCGAGCGAGAAGCUGCAAGAGCUUCACGAUAAACUUGAUUAUCUGAACAACGAAAAGUCAGAAUUAACACUGGAACUACAGGAUAUCGCCGGAACUGCCAAUCUAAGUCUCAAAUGGACUCCUGCACUUGGCCAUAUUGUUCAUGUGAAGGGAACAAAGGCAUCCCAACAAUCAGUCGAAGCCUUGGAAGGAAUGCGAUCCGUUUCCUCAUCAAAAUCAACACGCUCCUUUUAUCUAAGUUCUUGGACACAAUUGGGUGCUCAAAUAGGCGAAGCAAAGGAAGAGAUCAAGAACGAACAACAGCGUGUUUUGAGAAACCUCCGCGAAGACGUAAUUUUGAACCUUGUGAAACUGCGGAGAAAUGCCGCUGUAUUGGACGAACUUGACGUUGCAUGCUCAUUUGCCAAUCUUGCCAAGGAGCAGCGGAUGGUUAGACCGGUUAUCAACAAUGGCACAAGCCACAAAAUCGUGGGCGGAAGACAUCCAACGGUAAAACUUGGAUUGGAGGAACAAGGCCGCCCUUUUGUUAGCAACGACUGCUUCAUCGGAGAACAGGAGCGAAUAUGGCUCAUAACGGGCCCAAACAUGGCCGGCAAAAGCACCUUUUUGCGUCAAAAUGCUCUCAUUACCAUUCUCGCGCAGGUCGGCUCGUUCGUCCCGGCAGAACAUGCAGAGAUAGGUGUUGUGGAUCAGAUAUUCAGCCGUAUUGGUGCUGCGGACGACCUGUUCCGCAACCAGUCUACCUUCAUGGUAGAGAUGUUGGAAACGGCCGCGAUUUUGAAAAAUGCAACGCCACAUUCCUUUGUCAUCAUGGAUGAAGUUGGGCGGGGGACGACGCCGGAGGACGGAACUGCGGUUGGAUAUGCAUGUCUUCUCCAUCUCCAUAACGUCAAUCAAUGUCGCACGCUAUUUGCAACGCAUUUCUAUGCACUGGCUGACAUGACUGCUGGCUUCGAACGUUUGGCUCGAUACUGCACGGACUUAAAGGAGGACUUGUCGGGGUCGUUUUCGUUCGAUCAUAGAUUGAGAAAGGGCGUGAAUCGCCGAUCCCACGCUUUGAAGAUUGCACGCUUAGCAGGCCUUCCGGAGAGUGUCAUCGAUGUCGCAAAUGACGUGUUGGGCGAAAUUUCCGGCGGAGGAAGCUAUGAGCCCGACGAGAAUCUAUCUGGUCGCGGUCUAGCUGCCCAACGCGGCUCGUGA
Messenger RNA from Paracoccidioides brasiliensis Pb18, 3003 nucleotides. Its product is annotated as mismatch repair ATPase MSH1. Gene Ontology annotation, cellular component: nucleus. The record is from RefSeq and is a predicted model, not a curated record. Gene Ontology annotation, biological process: mismatch repair. The coding region runs from base 1 to 3003 and encodes 1000 amino acids. The transcript is spliced from 3 exons. Gene Ontology annotation, molecular function: ATP binding; ATP-dependent DNA damage sensor activity; mismatched DNA binding.